Ficedula albicollis (Collared flycatcher) is the source of this 1213-nucleotide messenger RNA. RefSeq names its product thrombospondin type-1 domain-containing protein 4-like. Gene Ontology annotation, molecular function: metalloendopeptidase activity. Bases 74 to 1213 code for a protein of 379 amino acids. Gene Ontology annotation, cellular component: extracellular matrix. The transcript is spliced from 7 exons. The record is from RefSeq and is a predicted model, not a curated record. Gene Ontology annotation, biological process: extracellular matrix organization. NCBI's taxonomy places the organism in Eukaryota, Metazoa, Chordata, Aves, Passeriformes, Muscicapidae.
UGUGUGAUUGUCACUGUGCUGUACCACGGUGAAGAGGUAUUUUUCACUUCAAGAUACCUUGCAUUAAAAGAUCAUGGUAGACAGUUUAAUAGUUUCUUUGAGACUUCUCAGUUCCCUAGCAGUGCUGGGAUUUCAGUUUGUCAUCCCACAGCCUUCAAUUGAACACAGAAAGGUCCCGCAGAGGAUAGAAGAGCAAGGCGAUGCCCCCGAGGACAGCGGUGCCGGGGUGCCCGGGCUGUGGGGCAGCUGGGGCCCCUGGUCCGCCUGCUCGCGGAGCUGCAGCGGCGGGGUGAUGGAGCAGACGCGGCCCUGCCUGCCCGCCUAUUACCGGGAGCGCUACCGCCGCCCGGGCCGCCACUUCCCGGCCUCCGAGCGGCCUCCCCCGGGAAUCCCCCUGGCAGCCCCGCUGCCCUGCCAGGCUUUCACCCCCGUGGGCUGUCCCCUGCUGCUCUGGUGGCCUCUGCAGGCCAGCACAGGCUGGAAUGGUGGGGAACAAUCACUGCAGGAUUGGCUGGGGCAGGAGACCAUGAAGCAGAAGCAGAAAUCCUAUAGGUCCAGGGAAGUACGGCUAUGGCAAAGUGCCCUACAUCUUGCCGCUGCAGACGGACACCGGGCAGCAGCCGCAGAAGCCGCGGCGGCAGCGGCCCCCCCCCCCCCCCAGCCGCAGAAGCCGCGGCGGCAGCGGCAGUCGUCGCGGGGCGCCCUGGGCUCCUACGGCCCGGCAGCGGCGCCCUCGCUGCAGCACGGCAGCCUGUACCAGGAGCCAGCUGCGCCCCAGCCGGGCCACCACGGCCUGGGGCCCUCGCUCUAUCACCCACCUGCCUUCCCUGCCUCUCAGAGUCUGUUCCAUGGCGCUGACUCCAGCCCCCAGGCCCUGCAGGGGCAGCCCCAGCCCCAGAGGGCUGCAGCCAUCGUCUGCAUUGGUGCCUACAAGCAAUAUAAACUCUGCAACACAAAUAUGUGUCCUGAAAGCAGCAGGAAUAUUAGAGAGGUACAGUGUGCAUCAUACAAUAACAAGCCAUUUAUGGGUCGAUUUUAUGAAUGGGAGCCUUUUGCAGAAGCAUCAUUGUUAUCAAACCUAGUGAUUCAAAAUCAGCUGGGGCAAAAGAGGCUGACAGGGCUGGGAAUCAGCCCCCAGCCUUGUGACUGCCAGGAGGCAGUUUCAGCUGGCUUCCCUUUACUUGAAAUGUGUCAGAAUCCAAGCAUUGAGUGA